Aegilops tauschii subsp. strangulata is the source of this 2564-nucleotide messenger RNA. RefSeq lists its product as uncharacterized. The record is from RefSeq and is a predicted model, not a curated record. Lineage: Eukaryota; Viridiplantae; Streptophyta; Magnoliopsida; Poales; Poaceae.
GAGGCGGCUCGUGUGCGGCCCUCACAUGGGCGUCCUCACCCAAGCCGGUCGCGGGCACGGCCCCGCCGACAGGCUCGCCGUCGCCGAGCUGCAAGGGAACAAGAUGCCCCGCUUUCUCUCGGACACGGGCAAGUGGGACAUAGCGGUCACCGCGCGGUGCCAACUCCCGCUCUGCCGGCGGUUUUACUCGGAGUCGGGCAGGCGUGACCAAGAGGCGUUUCCUCUCGGCGGCCGGCUGUGGUGGGUUGACCUGACCUGGGGCGCCAUCUCGGCUGACCCGUUCAGCGACCGGCCGGAGCCCUGCUUUGUCGAGCUGCCGAGGGGCAGCGUGAUGCCUGAACGCCCAGAGCGAGUGCCAGGGCUGCUUGACCUGGAGGGAGCGGAGGCCAUGUCAAGAUGCGCUCUGGGCAGGUACCGACGCAUGGGGGUCAGUGAUGGAAGAUUGCGCUACGCCGAGGUGUGGCAGCGGGAGCCGUUCGUGCUCAGCUCCUGGACGCUGGACGACGAGGGCAGCGGCUGGACGCUGGAGCGCCGCGUGGUGCUCAGCCGGCUCUGGGCGGAUGGUGACCACCCGUGGCUGCCCUUGCCGGAGAAGACAACGCCACAAAUUGGCGCUCUUGACCCACUGAACGGCAAUGUCAUCUACCUGACGGUCGGCAUGCACAGCAUCGGCGUGGACAUGAGCAAGGAGGAGGUGAUUGGGAGCUCUCUGCACAACGGCGCCAGUUUGUGUGUACCAUGCGUGCUUCCACCAUGGCUUGAAUCGAGCUGGAUCUCUGCCAGAGGCAAGGACAACACAGGAAGCAAGACUUUGGCAGAUGUUCUAGUUCGUUCAGAUAGACACCACACAAAAUGAAAAGUGUGCCAAGUUACCAGUCAAUGUAUCUCUGGGUUUCUUAAGGCUAACAAUGAAGUAGUAGCUGAUGGUGGCAGUUUGCGGGGCACUCAUUUUGCAGGAAAUCUGUAUAAGUUUGGGUGUUUUCAGAGUUUGCUCAUGAACCUGUUUUGUGCAGAAUCUGGGAGUUGCUGGUUCAGACCUUAAGUUCAUAUACUAGAACAUAUCCUAGUAUAAGUGCUCCUCAGCUAAGCCUGUAGUUUUGGUUGCAAGACAUCCUUUUGGUACUAGUAAGUGUUCAAUGAUGGAUAUGCUUAGUUGUUUCUACUUGCUAGUACAUUAAGUUUCAGUCGAUCUAUUGCUACUGUUAAUUAAGAAGGCGUGGAAAAGCGAAUCCGCUAGUAUUUGCCACUAGAGGACGGCUUCGCAGUAUGAACUCUUUUAGAAUGGUUGCAGUGAAUUAACUUCUCUAGAUAUACUUAGAUGCACUGAACUGAACUGCAUGAAUAACGAAUCUAGCCAACAUUCCUUUGUUUUACAUCUAUAUUGUCCAAUAUUUGUGCCGGUUCUUGUAAUCUUGAAGCUGCUGAUUUUCUGUUUAUUGUAGCUAGUAGAAGUACCAGGGCAUGUGUACUAGUAGUGAGCUAACACUGUAUGAGGCGUGCAUCUUUGUGAUCUGAUCUGUGGGUGAACCGAGUCGCAGAACAUGUACUGAGGUUAGUUUCUUCCCCAGCCAGGCCAACUGCAAUAUCCGCUUAUGGAGCCAAGGAGGUGUCGCCGCCGGCAGGGAGACACUUCAGGGUGUGUCUAACGAUGCUAUCUUAUGUUUGACACGCAAGAUAAAUGAUACGAAAAUGUUUGUCUUUUCUUAAUUAGAAAAUGAUCUCUUAGCGACAAUAUCUCUGACAAUGCAUUUUGGAUCUAAUUAUUACAUAUAAGACUAAUAAGUAACACAUUGUGUAUACUUUUUAUUGUUUUUUAGAUCACGUGGCAGGCUUAUAACAAACUGUCUUAACAAUCAUUGUGCAUGCCCUUAGACCUAGAGUUGUUGCCUUUGUAACUGUGCAAGCAGCUCCUAUUCAUUGUGUUCUUGUCAACCAUGCUCAGUACCAAACCAUGUAUUCCACUUGAAAACUUUGAUCACUUCCUCGGAUAGGCAUGGAAGAUUGUUCAACUACCAUGAUAAACAAAGACGAGUUCUCUCUUCUAGUUUAAAAGGAAAGAAAACAAAAUAUGUGUUCACAAAUCAUCGUGGCUCUAGUACGAAUCUAAGGUUUUAAUUAGUUUAUCUUAAACAAAUGUGUUUGGUUCUCUAGAAUGCUCCAAAACUCUAUCCUUCAGAUAGACAAGAUGCAUUGUUCAGUUCCACCAAUAUACCAUCGCACCGACAGGCGGGGUUCAUGCGAGCACAUUGGAAAAACCUUGUUGCUGACUUGCACCAACCAAGUCCACGUGAAAGUGACAACAACUAAUCCAAAGCCCACAACCUACUCUGCUUCUCUGAUUUGAUUCCAAAAUCCCCUCCCCUUCUGUAGAGCCACGUGUGCCUCAAAUUAUUCUAACAUCCCCAUCGACAAAAACCAAUGGCCUAGGUCACUGGCGUCUCCUUCCUACCCGCCGCACCUCGUGGCUAGUGAAGGAACGAACCUUUUCACUCCCUGGUUGUCGUCAUGGUCGCAACAACGGAGCCAUGGCACAAGAUUUUAGCUUGGCGGUAGCAGAAAAAAGG